Vicia villosa (hairy vetch) is the source of this 885-nucleotide messenger RNA. RefSeq lists its product as uncharacterized. NCBI's taxonomy places the organism in Eukaryota, Viridiplantae, Streptophyta, Magnoliopsida, Fabales, Fabaceae. The record is from RefSeq and is a predicted model, not a curated record. The transcript has a single exon. Bases 1 to 885 code for a protein of 294 amino acids.
AUGAGGAUGUUUUUGGUUCCUAGAACAAGUAUUGAGAAAGUGAAUGUUAAGCAACCGGAAGUCGAAGUAGAAGAAACACCCCCUAAUGUGGCCAACAAGUUUAAUGAGAUUGUGCGUGAUCUAGGAUGUAGGAAACAAAUUCAUGAGUAUGCUCCGGAUAUUCAAGACCAAGUGAGGAGGGCAUAUAUAUUGAAGGGUCCAACGCAACCUGAUUUAGCAAGAUUUCCUCGUACUCAAUUUGGGAAGUAUUCAAGAGCAUUUUGUAAAGCAUGGAAUAAGAAUUAUACAUGGAUUGAAUACAGUGAGUCGAAGGAUGCAACUUAUUGUUUCUAUUGCUUUCUCUUUAAGCCGCCCGGGAGGGCCGAACACUUUGGUUAUGAAGUCUUCAACAAAGACGGGUUUAAAGAUUGGAAGCAUGCAUCUAAAGGUUUUAAAGAUCAUAUUGGUAGUCAUUAUAGUAAGCACAACUCAUGUGUGAAGCACUAUGAUGAUUAUAAUAAUCAAAGACAAAGUGUGACAAUUUUCUUUUCUAGAGCAACUAGGGAAUCAGAAGAAUUGUAUAAGAUCCGUUUAACUUGCUCUUUAGAUUGUACUAGAUAUCUCUUAGCACAAGGCAUUGCUUUUCGUGGCCAUGAUGAAAGCUCUAUUUCUCUAAAUAAGGGAAAUUUUAGAGAGAUGGUGGAUUGGGUAAAAUCUAAUGAUGAAAAAGUAAGAAAUGCUUUUGAUCAUGGUCCAAAAAAUUGCACUAUGACUUCCGAUGACAUUCAAAAGGAGCUUGCAACGUGUUGUGCACAUGAAGUUACCAAGGUGAUUAUGGAAGAGCUUGGUGAUAGACAAUUCUCUGUGCUUAUUGAUGAGUCACGUGAUAUAUCUGUCAAAGAAUAA